Pygocentrus nattereri (red-bellied piranha) is the source of this 6514-nucleotide messenger RNA. RefSeq names its product discoidin domain receptor tyrosine kinase 1 (gene ddr1). The coding region runs from base 395 to 3316 and encodes 973 amino acids. Lineage: Eukaryota; Metazoa; Chordata; Actinopteri; Characiformes; Serrasalmidae. The record is from RefSeq and is a predicted model, not a curated record. Gene Ontology annotation, molecular function: ATP binding; protein tyrosine kinase collagen receptor activity; collagen binding. Gene Ontology annotation, cellular component: signaling receptor complex; membrane. Gene Ontology annotation, biological process: cell surface receptor protein tyrosine kinase signaling pathway; protein phosphorylation; positive regulation of kinase activity. The transcript is spliced from 18 exons.
AGAAGAGCAGCGCAGGCUGCGCACGAUUUUAGCGACUUUUCGCAGAAAACAACCCGUUUUCGCUCUUUUGGGUUAAUUUCCAGUUUCCAAGUUGGACGAGUGGGUGUCAAAACUUGUUUCCCAUUGGCUGUAUUCCAGAAGGAGUUGACUUUAUCGCAGUUUACAGUGCCGUAUUUAAAGGUUAGUCAGGGUUAGUCCUGCGCAGGAGAGCCGUUGGAUUUGUACCUGCACUCGACUCGGCUGUAACGUUUACGCUCACCGAGCAGUUUGGAUUUAAACGGGACUAAAACUUUGCCUUCUGCCCCGGUGUCACGACUCCGAAGACCCCUGCUUGCCUUUUCGGUAUGCCUGCGGCACUCACUCCAGACAGGUAACCGGGUGUGUCGCUGUUGCCAUGGCAACACGGAUACUGCAAGUGUUGCCUCUCCUCCUUGCUGCCUUCCUGGUCUCCUUGACGACAGCGGAAGACCAUGAGUGGCAUUUUGACUCGGCUAAGUGUCGCUAUGCUCUGGGGAUGGAGGACAGAACGAUCCCAGAUUCUGACAUCACAGCAUCCAGCGCCUGGUCAGACUCCACUGAGGCCAAACACGGCAGGUUGAGUACAGGUGAGGGGGAUGGUGCGUGGUGUCCGGCGGGCUCUGUCUUUCCCAGCGGUUCCGAGUACCUGCAGGUGGACCUGCACACCCUGCACUUCCUGUCUCUGGUGGGCACACAAGGUCGCCAUGCCGACGGGCACGGCCGCGAGUUCGCGCGGAGCUACAGGCUCCGUUACUCUCGUGACGGCCGGCGCUGGAUCACCUGGAAGGACCGCUGGGGUCAGGAGGUGAUCUCGGGGAACGAAAACACAUAUGACGUGGUUCUGAAGGACCUGGGUCCCCCCAUCAUCGCCCGCAUGGUCCGGUUCUACCCUCUGGCAGACCGUGUGAUGAGUGUGUGUCUGAGGGUGGAGCUGUACGGCUGUGUGUGGAACGAUGGACUGAAGGCCUACACUGCACCCAUGGGUCAUGUGAUGCACCUGUCAGGCUCCCCUGUUUACCUCAACGACUCUAUCUAUGAUGGCAGCAUCGAAUCAGGGGUGCUGUUUGGCGGUCUGGGUCAGCUGUGUGACGGAGUGCUGGGUGGGGAUGAUUUUGUGGAGAGUAAGGAGCUGAGGGUGUGGCCUGGAUACGAUUACGUGGGCUGGAGCCGUGAAGCGCUGGGCCAGCCUACUGUCGACAUUGAGUUCCACUUUGAAAAAACACGCAUCUUUCACACCAUGCAGGUCCACAGUAACAACAGACACACUCAGGGGGUUCGUGUGUUCUCGGAGGUGGUAUGUGAGUUCAAGGCAAAUCUGCUGAGCAAGUGGACGGAGCCUGCGCUGAGGCUGCCCGUUCCUCUGGAGGACCUGAAGGACCCCUCGUCCCGCUCCGUCGCCCUGCCGCUCGGGGGUCACCCCGCACAGAUCCUCCGCUGCCACUUUGCCUUCGCAGACCGCUGGCUGCUCAUCAGUGAAAUCAGCUUCUUCUCUGAGCCGUAUGAGGGUGGUUCGCCGUUUCCCUCCGUAGACACCCCCCCUCCACCCCCCUCCACCCCUCGCCCGCGUUUCUUCACCUCCUCCCAUCCAGCAUCCUCCCUCUCUCCCAGCUCCAACAGCUCCACCGGCCGAAGCACCGGUGAUGAGUUUGCUGCCGGCACUCCGAGGGCAGGGCUGCCCGUAGCUAAGGACGACAGCAGCAACACUGCCAUUCUGAUUGGCUGCCUGGUGGGCAUAAUCUUGCUGCUGUUGGCGGUCAUUGUUGUCAUUCUUUGGAGGCAGUACUGGAAGAAGCUUCUUAGCAAGGCUCAGGGCAGCCUCUCCAGUGACGAGCUGCGAGUUCACCUCUCGGUUCCCUCAGACAACGUGGUGAUCAACAACACCAACACGCACACCUACUCCAGCCGCUACCAGCGCAUUCACACCUUCCCCGACGACAGAGACAGGGACGCAGAGUACCAGGAGCCCAGCACAGUGCUGCGGGCGCGAGAGCAGCGCGACAGCACCGCCUUGCUGUUAAACAACCCAGCCUAUCACCUUCUCCUGUCUGACCUGAGGCAUGGCCCCAACAGGCUGACAAACUGCUCCAGAGAGCCAGAAAAGCCUCAAAAUCUGCCCCAGGCGUGUGGCAUAGACAUGGACGAUAAAGCCCUGCCUGUGCAGGAAGGACCGCCCCCGUACCCCGGAGCCCCGCCUCCUUUAUUGUCAGGAGCUCAUUAUGCGGAAGCCUCAGGGGGCGGGCCCAGUGUGCCUCAUUAUGCAGAAGCUGACAUCAUCAGCCUACAGGGUGUGAGCGGUAACAACACAUAUGCAGUCCCCGCCCUCUCAGCCACGCCUGCAGAUUGCCCGCCCCUUCCGGAGUUGCCACGGGAACGGCUCAUUUUCAAAGAGAAGCUCGGAGAGGGCCAGUUCGGAGAGGUUCAUCUGUGUGAGAUUGAAAACCCUCAGGACCUGCCAGACCUCGAGUUUCCCUUUAAUGUGAGGAAAGGUCGCCCCCUGCUGGUGGCUGUAAAGAUACUGCGGCCCGAUGCUUCUAAAAAUGCCAGGAAUGAUUUCCUGAAGGAGGUGAAAAUUCUGUCCCGUCUGAAAGAUCCCAACAUAAUCCGCCUGCUCGGAGUGUGUGUGAGCAGUGACCCGCUGUGUAUGGUGACCGAAUACAUGGAGAGCGGAGACCUCAACCAGUAUCUCUCCCAGAGAGUGCUGCUGGACAAGACUGGACCACUGCACAACACGCCAACCAUCAGUUACCCUGCUCUGAUCUCCAUGGCGAGUCAGAUCGCAUCUGGGAUGAAGUUUCUGUCCUCUCUGAACUUCGUCCACCGUGACCUGGCCACACGGAACUGCCUGGUGGGGGGAGAGCUGGGGGACGGCGAGGACAGGAUGGGCGAGAGGCACAUUAAAAUCGCAGACUUCGGUAUGAGCCGGAACCUGUACGCCGGAGAUUAUUACCGCAUUCAGGGCAGAGCUGUGCUGCCCAUUCGCUGGAUGGCCUGGGAGUGCAUCCUCAUGGGGAAGUUCACCACAGCCAGUGACGUGUGGGCGUUUGGGGUGACUCUGUGGGAGAUGCUGAGUGUGUGUCAGGAGCAGCCCUACAGUCACAUGACAGAUGAGCAGGUCAUUGAUAACGCAGGAGAGUUCUUCAGAGACCACGGACGACAGGUAUAUCUGGCUCGGCCGGCCGUGUGCCCACAGGGUCUGUAUGAGCUGAUGCUGAGCUGCUGGAACAGAGACUGUAAACUCCGCCCCUCUUUCGCACACAUUCACUCCUUCCUCACGGAGGACGCCAUGAACAUGGUGUAGAGAGACGACUCCCGCCGGUCCAUCCCUGCGUCUGACCGAGCGGAGGCUGUGAGUGUGUGAGUGAGCGUGUGUGAGAGAGAGUGAGUGUGUGUAGAUCGCACAAGCUGGUGGAGGUGUAGCUGGUGUAGAAGUAGGCGGAGCUAAGCACUCUUAUGUACACUAGUGUACUUUGUGAUUGGCGGGUCAGAGUUGAGAGGCACUGCUGGUCAGUGCUCCGGCCGGACGUGCCAUAGAGCUAAAACCCCAAACUAGUCCUAAACCCUAAAUGUUAAGGCCUUUACACACUGAACUCAGUACAUUGACCUGUGCAGUGUUUAUGAUCUUUAACUGAUCCAGAUGAUUUGUUUUCUCAUGUACUUGUUCGCUUUGUUGAUGUCCGUUUCUCUGUCCAGCCACAGGAACUGUAGCCUAAACCACGUUUCUUCAGCAAAGGCCUUUAGAUAGAUGUGUGCAAAAGUUUUGGCACACUGGUUAAAUAAAAAAUUCUACUUAAUGAAAUGCUUAAGAUGUAAACAGAGUCAUUCAGAGUGGUUUGGUGUGAAAUGCUCAGCUCUAGAGAAACUUACAGAGUAAGAAUUGUCCACAGUGGUGGUGAUGGGAACCAAAGGUCCACCUCUAUGCAUUACAUGGUUAGAUAUACACUGCCUGAUGUCUGAGACACCGUUUUAUGAUGGGUCACUGAUAAAGUUUCGGCUUAAAAUGUACUUUAAUCCAUUUAUAGUGGAGGGACACAUGCAGGGCGCUGUAAGGCAGUAUUGUCCCCAAACUUACUUACUUACUGACUCAUUAUUGCUGUUGGAGGAAAACCUCGUAUCUCCAAAGUGGCAACUUUACAGAAGAACAUGCUUUACUUUUAAUGUAAGUCAAUGGAACCAAAGUCAUUUUGGGCCGUUUAGUUUGGUGCAUCCUUCUUGCAGGCUGGUUUGGAUGGUAAAUGUCUAUAUUUUAGUUGUUGUCAUGGUGACCCCUGGUUCCCAUCACCACCACUGUAAAGACAUCUCUCAAGUUUCUACAAUCAAAACAUUUCACACCAAACCACCCUGAAUGACUCUGUGUGCAUCUCAGGGGCUAAAAAUUUCCAAAAAUUCCAACUAAAGGACGUGUUUAAUUAUUUACACAUAGAAGAUCAACAAACAUGUUAUUUGACUACUGCAGAUGUAGCUGGUUUAGUUGACUCCAUCAUUAAUUCACGCUAGGCAUCGACUUCACCGUUAAAGUGCGCUGCUUUGGCCAUUGAAAUUGGAGAAUCACGUGUGGGAGCUCUUCAAGUUCCAGACGAUUUUAUUAUCAGACGAUAAUAAAAAAAGCUUUGGUAUAUUAUGAAAAGGUUGGUAUAUGUCAUGGACAGACCCACGAGCAUAUUUCCAAUUAAGGUGUAUUAUUGAAUUUGACUGUUUCGAGGUUGAUUUUGAGAAACGAAUCAGGUCCUUGUUCAGAAAUACCAAUGAGUUUUCUAAGAGAAUCACAAGGCCAGCACUCUGCUCAACCAGGCACUGUUGUUUCUGCUGUUGGCAUAGCAACAGCUGUGUCUGCUGGCUCCCUGCAGUUUGUUUUCUGCUUCUUCAGCUGUGCUGCGAGCAUCUCCAAAAAAACCUUCAGAAGUUACGAGGUUUUAUACCCAAAACGACGUGCAUCAUCAGCAUCUCCGCCUUUUACUGAGGAGAAAAAGCCCUGCAAGACGUUUCAUUCGAGGUGUGUUAGGUGGAUGAACAGCCAAAUUCUGGAAAAACUGAACAUCUCAUCUUCGUAUUUUUGACGUCUGUGUGUAAAGGCCUUAACCCUUCAUCCUGAACCCUUAACUGCCCUUAAUUCCACAGGUUUGAACCCAUUACCUUCAUCUUAAGUCUCUUCCCAUUAACCAUAUUAACGCUAAGUGAGGUGGAGGGCUUUUCUUCAGCUGAAUAGACUGUGAAUCGAACCAUGCAAGUCAUCAAAUAACCAUGUUGAUCCCAGCAUUUUAGCUUAUUGUAUUAAUAGCACAGCAAUAAUAUUAGCAAGCGAUGGGAAGCUAAUAGAUUAAUAACUCACAAAGAAUGAGAAUCAGCGUAGUCUAAACGUUUUAAUAGAGGUGACUGGUAGUGAAUUCUGUGUAAUCUUAGUGAUCACGUUGGGAAAGAGGGUUAUUUUCAUCUAAAUAUGGGUUUAUUGCAGAACAGAGCUGUAACAGUACUUCUCUAAUCCACUCCAUGAGCAGUAUACAUACUCAAGACUGGUUGAGGGCUUUUCUGUUUUUUUGUUUUUUUGGUUUUUUUUUUUAAAGAAUAAAAUUAUUUUUGAGGUAUUACUCUUGCUAAAAAUACAGACAUGGAGCAUCAUAACCAUUGGGACACAUUCUGGGAUUAAAGUGUUGUAGUCAUUCUUCUCUACUGAUGCCAGUGUUUGGGGGUUUAACUUUUUUCCAGGGUUGUUUACGUUAAAAUGUCAGAUCGGAGUGGUGGUCAUAAUCAAGCCUCAUGCCAGUGGGCCACACGGACAACAUGUAUUUGUAGUCCACCGGAAACCUAAUGACCGACUGCUGAAUCUGCAGAUCACAGCCAGUUAACAUUGACUAUAAUUUCAACACCUUUCCCUGUAAAUGAACAGCUGACCCUUUGACUCGGAACAUGUUUUUAGCUGAAGCCAAUGGCCAGUUGCUGAAUUCCGUCUAUUAAAAAUUUCUACGAAAAUGUGCGUUUUGAAUAAUACUUACGCAAACAUUUCAGUCAGACUGUUACGAAGCCGUAAAGCUGUUUAAUGAAAUCUUUCAGGAACUGGACUAGUUUUCCACUAAGACUUUGUGGUGGUACAUCAUUACCAGUGUAAAGUGCAGGUGGAGUUUUCGCAGGUUUCACCUGAUCACUGUAGUUGCUGAAAGCGAAGUUACGUUUUACUGUGUUUGAGAGUUUUGGUAAGACUUCACUAGGCCUGUCACAAUUAUUACAUAAUUUCUUGAUCGCAUUUUCUACAGUUGCUGUCUUUUACAGUCACAUGUUUACGUUGUAACUAACAGAUUUUGAAUUAGGAUCAUUUUCAGGUGGGUUGAGCAAAAUGCAUGUAGUUAAAAGAAAGCAGAGGAAGCUUUUCCACACGGAACUUACCAAAAUAAAAUUUAGAGGGCGGCAGUGAGUAAUGUUUGCCUUUAGAGGGCGGCAGUGAGUAAUGUUUGUUUAUGUAAUGUUCGUUAACACCUUUAGAGGGCGGCAGUGAGUAAUGUUUGUU